Molecule: messenger RNA, 270 nt
Organism: Cylindrotheca closterium
Lineage: Eukaryota; Bacillariophyta; Bacillariophyceae; Bacillariales; Bacillariaceae
Source: the annotation of a GenBank genome assembly
AUGGGAAUCAUCCGUAGAUUUGACCCGAAUCAAGCCUACAUCGGACUAAAUGGGAUCAGAAUUCAUGUGAACAGGCCAAAGCUACCAGAACUCUUGAAGCUACUUGUGAAGCUGAAAUUGAGACCCCAUCCUAUGUUGCAUGAAGAAAAGUAUUUUGGAAAAGAACAGACUUCAGCGAUGGCCUCUUCAAGUGAUCGCGGUGGAAAACGUCUUAAUGCCUGUGGGAACGACAAAUCCAAAAAGGAGCCCAUCCACCCUUCAGAAGAAUAG